AUGCGGGCCGAGACCCUCACACAUUACGAACUAAUCAAGGAAUGGCGCCGGGAGCGGAUGUGCAAAGCCCCAGGGUGUGGGAAAAGCCAUAAAGAGUGGUUUGAAAUAAGUGCAGAACUAGCCAAGCAGGUCGUAAGUGGCUGGGCAACUUUCAUGGAAAUGGCUAGGCCAUAUGGCGAAGGUGGUCUCCUCAAGCCUCAGUGGAGAGAGGCGAUAGAAAAAAUACACUACAAAUUGGAAGUGGUCACUGCUGAAAAAUUGUUGGCUCUCCAUAACGCCACUCUAAUCAAAGAAGAAACCGCCCCUGAAGAAGCUGUCACUUUUUUGUACACACCAAAGGUUAAGGAAGAGAUCCCUAUACUUCGUCCGGUGCCUACUGUCCUCAAAGCUGUCAAGAAAGAAAACAUGCUCGACGAUCUUCCUUUGGUGCAGCAACCAAAGUGGCCGGAAAAUACGGACCUGGACAAGACAGGAAAAACAUGGAGUAAGCCAAUUGAGGAUCAAUUAGCCAAGUCGAAAAUUUCGCCGAAGCAAAUGUUGAUGCGCAAAGCGACUCCGGUACAUGAUCGUCCCGGUAAAGAAAGAGCUUACGCCCGAGGAGGUACCACUGCCUCCCUCGCCAUCGUUCGAGCGCGUCGGUCCACUCACAGCUCCCUCUUCUCCCCAACUUACGCAUGA
Molecule: messenger RNA, 678 nt
Organism: Penicillium pulvis
Lineage: Eukaryota; Fungi; Ascomycota; Eurotiomycetes; Eurotiales; Aspergillaceae
Product: GIY-YIG nuclease family protein
Exons: 1
Coding region: 1-678 (225 amino acids)
Source: RefSeq, a predicted model, not a curated record